UCUGUCCCUCCCAUAUCCUCUGCAGACUCGCAGGCAUCUGGAGCGCAGACACUGCUUCCUACUUUAUGGGCACUCGCAUGACGAUCGCUCAGAUUGUGCACUGCCUUUUGGUGAAUUUUGUCAAUGAUCUGGCAGCUUUUAUUACUGACAGCUACAGCAGCCCCCGUGUGCUGCACUGACAGCCCCCCCAGAGUGAGUAGAAGGCUGAGCAGGGUAUGGGGUCCUGGGCUCCGUGGGGAGCUGGUGCUUCCUGCUCGCUACUUUUACAUCCAGGCUGUGGACACACAAGGGGACAAUUUCACUUUGUCUCCAACAAAGGAUGUUUUUCAAAUCCAUAUAACUGCUCCUGGGCAGCAGUAUAGCAGAGUGGGAGUGCAAUUACUUGACCGAAAAGAUGGCUCCUUCCUGGUACGGUACAGAAUGUAUGCCAGCUACAAAAGCCUACAAAUCGAGGUUACACUCGGCAGCAAACACGUUGCAGACUCUCCUUAUUUCUUAGAAGGUCCAGUAUAUAGUGAAGAAUGCUAUUGCCCUGAACCAGACAGCAACCUCUGGUUAAAACUUAUGGCUUGUAAUGAAUCCAUCCCACAAAUUGAACAUGAUCUCCGACAUUUUCCCACUGUGGAUACUGACAAGAUUGCUGCAGAAAUCCCUGAAAGGUUUGGUCAUCGACAGAGUUUAUGUCAUUACACGAUUAAAGAUAACAAAGUCUAUAUAAAGACGUACGGAGAACAUGUGGGAUUCAGGAUAUUCAUGGAUUCUUUUCUUCUGUCAUUAACAAAGAAAGUGAAAGUUCCAGAUGUGGAAUUUUUUGUCAAUUUAGGGGACUGGCCUCUGGAGAAGAGGAAGAUCCAGCCUUUUCACCCCAUCUUUUCUUGGUGUGGAUCCACAGAAACAAAGGACAUUGUAAUGCCCACUUAUGACCUGACAGAUUCUAUACUGGAAACUAUGGGGCGGGUGAGCCUAGACAUGACAUCUGUCCAGGGGAACACUGGCCCUAUAUGGGAAGAGAAAAACAAUACAGCUUUUUGGAGAGGACGAGACAGUUGUAAAGAGAGGCUGGAGCUGGUGAAGAUGAGCAGAAAGCAUCCUGACCUGAUAGAUGCAGCUUUUACGCACUUCUUUUUCUUCAAACACGACGAAAGCUUAUAUGGCCCUAUUGUACAGCCCAUAUCUUUUUUUGACUUCUUUAAGUACAAAUAUCAAGUCCUUAUUGAUGGAACUGUGGCAGCUUACAGAAUGCCAUACCUCCUUGCUGGCAGCAGUGUGAUACUUAAGCAGGAUUCCAUAUACUAUGAACACUUCUACAGUAAGCUUCAACCCUGGAAACAUUAUGUUCCUUUUAAGAAAGACCUUAGUGAUUUACUUGAGAAGAUCCAGUGGGUCAAAGAUCAUGAUACUGAGGCCAACAAAAUUGCACAAGCAGGGCAGGAAUUUGCAAGGAAUAAUCUAAUGGGAGAACAUGUUUUCUGCUACUAUUUUAAACUUUUUCAGGCUUAUGCAAAGCUGCAGGUGAGCGAACCAAAAAUAAGAGAAGGAAUGGAAAUUGUUGAACACCCUUCAGAUAACCUUUUCCCAUGCCAAUGCCACAGAAAUUUGGUGAAGGAUGAGCUUUGACCUUAAUAUUGGUCUUGUGAUUUUACAGAAUUGGACUUCCAUUAUUACACAGUAUGAUAUGGAUUAUCUGAAAUAUUUAAUAAGAUAAAGUUAUUGCUACCUUUUAAUGCUUGCAUUUUAACAUUAAAAGAAGUGUCAAAUUGGAAAAAACAAGCUAUAAUAAAUGUUAGUUUUUUUCUAUACCGUCUUUUGAACUGUAAUUUCUUACUUGAUGAUUUAUUUCUU
Nanorana parkeri is the source of this 1842-nucleotide messenger RNA. RefSeq names its product KDEL motif containing 1 (gene POGLUT2). Gene Ontology annotation, cellular component: endomembrane system. NCBI's taxonomy places the organism in Eukaryota, Metazoa, Chordata, Amphibia, Anura, Dicroglossidae. The coding region runs from base 124 to 1617 and encodes 497 amino acids. The transcript is spliced from 11 exons. Gene Ontology annotation, molecular function: protein binding; glucosyltransferase activity. The record is from RefSeq and is a predicted model, not a curated record.